This is a messenger RNA of Chanos chanos (milkfish), 1840 nucleotides long. RefSeq names its product rhomboid domain containing 1 (gene rhbdd1). The record is from RefSeq and is a predicted model, not a curated record. The coding region runs from base 96 to 1070 and encodes 324 amino acids. Gene Ontology annotation, cellular component: membrane. Gene Ontology annotation, molecular function: serine-type endopeptidase activity. Lineage: Eukaryota; Metazoa; Chordata; Actinopteri; Gonorynchiformes; Chanidae. The transcript is spliced from 8 exons.
UGGGUCCAGGUCUUUUUGUCAGAAAAACUGAAGAUAACUGAAGGUACCCGGAAGUUUCAGAAACUCCGCGACUUUCAUCCACUCAGCUGACUAAGAUGAGGAACAGGAAUAGGGGGUCUAAUCUUGCCCUCCUCCUGUUGGCCUCCCAGGUGUUCCAAGUGGGCCUGGACAACAUCCCCCCUGUUACCUUAGCAACACUUGGCCUGAAUGUCUACCUCUAUUUGUUUCCUCUCAAACCACUCCUACAGACAUGCGUGAGCGUGCAACAGGCUUACUGGUAUGGCGACUGGCGUCGCCUCUUUCUCUCCCCUGUCCACCAUGUGGAUGACUGGCACCUCUACUUUAACAUGGCCUCUUUCCUUUGGAAAGGAAUUCAGCUGGAGAGAAGGCUGGGCGGGGCCUGGUUUGCCUACCUGCUGUCAGUCUUCUCUCUACUCACAGGAGUGGUUUACCUUCUCCUGGAGACGGGGCUUUCAGAAUUUAUGGAUGAUUCUUCAUAUAGCAUGCAAUGUGCUGUUGGCUUCUCAGGAGUGCUGUUUGGCCUGAAGGUGGUGAAUAAUCAUUACAAUCCAGGCGGAGUCAACUACAUCAUGGGAUUGCCUGUGGCCAAUCGCUAUGCCUGCUGGGUAGAACUGGUGCUGAUCCACAUUAUGAAUCCAGGGACCUCUUUUGUAGGUCACCUGGCAGGCAUCCUUGUUGGGCUUCUUUAUACUUCUGGGCCCCUGAAGACUCUCAUGAAAACUUGUGCAGGCUUAUUGACAUCUAAUGGAUAUAGCCAGAGGCAAAACACACAUUACUAUUCCUCUGGAUACAGUGGAUAUGGGGACCAACACCCACCAGGUGGCUACAGACAAGGCUCUUACACCCCCCACCGGGCAAGCGCACCCCCCCAGCACCCCUACACAGCAGGCCUGUCUGAGGAGGAGCAGUUUGAGGCUGCUAUUCGAGCUAGCCUGAAUGACAGAGGGGGCUCCACAAGACAGAACAGACCAGCAUAUGGUUUUAACGUGUCCCCUGACCCAAUCGCAGAUGAAGUACGCCAGAGACGACUACAGAGAUUCGAUCGCUGAGCGAACUCUUAAAACAGAGACAGUACUGACUCAGCACUGAAUGUCACUGAAUGUGUAAACCAACCAUUCAGGAGAAGGAAAGAAUAAUACAGUGUCUUCCAUUAAGUUGCGGAAUGGAGUGUCAUUAUGAGGUCAUCAGUAGUUUCCCCAAGAUUCCAUUCUUGGUCUUCUUGGUCCCAAGAUUCCAUGUUGAUGUAAAUUCUUAUGAUCCUAAAGGGUGUCAAAUAUGUAUCUCCACAGCAAGUGCCAAAGGACUUACCUAGAAAAUGUGCUUUGUUCAGCAGUCUUACACUAGCUGCCUUAAACCAACCUUAGGUGAAUCAUUCUAGUUUAAAAAAUUUGUGGCACUUUUACCUUUUUUUGUAAAGUAUUUAAAAUUUUAGGGCAUGUUUAUGUUAGUUAAGUGUUACAUUUCCUCUUAUCUAUUUAUUAUGGCAGUUAUUAUAGCGAUGCUAUGCAUUCACACAACCGUGCACUAAAUAUGUUGUUUAACCCUUACGUGGCUGCGUCCAGUUGGAGCACGUGGAGAUCUCCAGGUUAAGUUCACUUCUAUAUAGAGAGAGUACACAUCCCGACGACAGACACUUAGAAAAGAAAAUAAGUUAGGGUAACAUUAGCUUCACUUCAUCUCUGUGCUCCGAAGAUCAUAGUUAUUAUCCACACUCUAAGUAUUUUCCUUACUAUAAACGACAGACGCUAAUACUGGUAAUGUAUCGGCAGCUGUGGGCCUAAGGUGCCUAUCUUUAAACUGUUGCCUUGAUUGGAUGAGU